UUAUUUUUAAUCCUGUCAUGGUAAGACAAACUAGGUGAAUAAAGCCCUCUUUUCUGUGUUGUAACAAAUCCAUCCAAGCAGACCCGGGGCAGAGGCAGGCCCUGUAGAGCAAUCGCGCGGGACGCCAGGAGAAGUGGUGACCUCUCUCCUGGCUUACCUGCUGCUGCUCGAGGGAGGCAUGUUCUCUCCAUCCCCACCACCCUCCGGGCUGUUGGAGAGGGUCUUCCAGUUCAUUGAUCUCCACCAGAAUGAGUUUGUACAGAUACUUAAGGAGUGGGUGGCCGUAGAGAGUGACUCCGUUCAGCCCGUGCCCCACCUCAGGCAAGAGCUCUUCCGAAUGAUGGCCCUGGCUGCAGACAAGCUUCGGUGCCUGGGUGCCAGCGUGGACUCCGUGGACACGGGCUUUCAGCAGCUGCCUGAUGGUCAGACUCUCCCGAUACCCCCCAUCAUCCUGGCCGAACUGGGAAAUGAUCCAAAAAAGCCCACCGUGUGCUUCUAUGGCCACUUGGACGUGCAGCCUGCUAGACAGGAAGAUGGCUGGCUCACAGACCCUUACAUGCUGACGGAAGUGGAUGGAAAACUUUAUGGUCGUGGAGCAACAGACAACAAGGGCCCCGUUUUAGCGUGGAUUAAUGCUGUGAGCGCCUUCAGAGCCCUGGAAGAAGAUCUCCCCGUGAAUAUCAAAUUCAUCAUCGAAGGCAUGGAAGAAGCCGGUUCUGUUGCCCUGGAGGAACUGGUCAGAAAAGAAAAGGACCGGUUCUUUUCCAGUGUAGACUACAUCGUAAUUUCAGAUAACCUGUGGAUCAACCAGGGGAAGCCGGCCCUUACCUACGGCACGAGAGGGAACAGCUACUUCAGGGUGGAGGUGAAAUGCCGAGAUCAAGAUUUUCAUUCAGGAACCUUCGGUGGCAUCCUCCAUGAGCCAAUGGCUGAUUUGGUUGCACUUCUUGGCAGCCUGGUGGACUCAUCUGGUCAUAUUCUGAUCCCUGGAAUCUAUGACCAAGUGGCUCCUCUUACGGAAGAAGAGAGAAAAAUGUACAAAGCCAUUGAUCUGGACCUGGAGGAAUACCGGCAUAGCAGCCACGUUAAGAGAUUUCUGUUUGACACCAAGGAGGAAAUUCUAAUGCACCUAUGGAGGUACCCAUCGCUGUCAAUCCACGGGAUUGAGGGUGCAUUUGAUGAGCCUGGAGCUAAAACCGUCAUCCCUGGCCGAGUUAUCGGAAAAUUUUCAAUCCGUCUGGUCCCUCACAUGAAUACGUCUGUGGUGGAAAAACAGGUGAGGCAGCAUCUUGAACAUAUAUUCUCCAAAAGAAAUAGUUCCAACCAGAUGACUGUUUCUAUGACACUGGGACUACAGCCGUGGAUGGCAAAUAUUAAAGAUAAUCAGUAUCUUGCGGCCAAAAGAGCCAUCAAAACAGUAUUUGGAACAGAGCCAGACAUGACCCGGGAUGGCUCAACCAUACCGAUUGCCAGAAUAUUCCAGGAUAUCAUCCAAAAGAGUGUGAUGAUGCUCCCGCUGGGUGCUGUUGAUGAUGGGGAACACUCUCAGAAUGAGAAAAUCAACAGGUGGAACUACAUAGAAGGAUCCAAGUUAUUUGCUGCCUUUUUCCUAGAGAUGGCUAAGCUUCAUUUGUAAUGACAGGAACCUUCCAGCUUAGAGCUGACCUACUGACAGAUACCCUCUCCUGCAGCCCUGCAUAGGAGUAGAAUCUAAAUAUCCAGAGAAUUUCCAUCCAGGAAAUAAUGUCUUCCCUCCCAUUUAAAAUAUCUUCUGACAUUUGGGCCAGUAAUAAAACCUUUUAAAGGCACAGAUAUUGGAAAUGGUGUACCGUCCCAGUGGCACACCUUUCUGAAGUCACAGCUACCUGCAACAUCUCCCUAAGUCCAGCUGUAGGAGCCCCGGGAGGAGACUCACUCUUUCCUUGGAGCACAAGGACUGUUCUUCCACUAGACUCUCCCUGGCACUUUGAUGGGCCUGAUCACUCCAGUGUGCUUUUAGGUUCUGGCGGUGCUCAUGACAUACUCAUUCCAUGUUUCUAUCACCCUUUCCUUUACCACACAUUCCUUUUGUUAGUAAAACUGUUGGUCCCACCACUGGCUACCAUGAUUUCCCUGUGGGUUCAUUUCUAGAGGAGUAACCAAAGUGUGAUGCCCUCUUAACCUUUUGCUUCUCCUUCGUUUAUUUUGCCUUGCUUCUUGGAAAGUUCCGAAACAGGAAUGGUCAGUAGUUGUAUCCUUACGCCAUCUGGGAUUCCCUUUGUGAAGAUGAGUACUUUUUCUAUUUCAAGGCUCUUUACCUUUUCUAGGAUUCAUGCCAACCAACCACCUCUCCUGCACCCUCUUCUUUCUUCCUACCCCAUCCCCCCAGACAUCCGUGCACACGUAAAGUCACCACAGGAGAAUCAAUCCCGAUAGAAUUUCCCUCCCCCCGCUGGAAUUUUACUCAGUGACUACAUCUAAAUUGCUCAAAGCUUUUAAUAGCAUUGGUUUUAGAUAGAGAAUGAAUCUAAUCAGCCCUGACAUCAGUAACACAUUCUAAAUUUAAAGCCAUCAGCUAAUGCUGCAUUUAGUAAUCAUUUUAGUUAACCGUCUUGUUUGCCUUGAUUGCAUUUGAUGGUGUAAACAAACAAACAAAAAGAAUGUAAUUUUUCUACAGUUGAGUGUAUAUAAACAAAUCAAUUCAAUCUUUAUAAAUUCAUUACUUAAAUGACAUUAAUGGAAAAGAAUUUAAGAGUUUAUUAAGAAUGUUUCUCCUAGGAUUCCAAAUAAAAUCAAAGCAUAAUACA
This is a messenger RNA of Neofelis nebulosa (Clouded leopard), 2786 nucleotides long. RefSeq names its product carnosine dipeptidase 1 (gene CNDP1). Gene Ontology annotation, biological process: proteolysis. The transcript has 12 exons. NCBI's taxonomy places the organism in Eukaryota, Metazoa, Chordata, Mammalia, Carnivora, Felidae. The coding region runs from base 179 to 1636 and encodes 485 amino acids. The record is from RefSeq and is a predicted model, not a curated record. Gene Ontology annotation, cellular component: cytosol. Gene Ontology annotation, molecular function: metallodipeptidase activity.